Messenger RNA from Etheostoma spectabile (orangethroat darter), 6911 nucleotides. RefSeq names its product tubulin-specific chaperone cofactor E-like protein. Bases 520 to 1809 code for a protein of 429 amino acids. The transcript is spliced from 10 exons. The record is from RefSeq and is a predicted model, not a curated record. Gene Ontology annotation, biological process: mRNA splicing, via spliceosome. Gene Ontology annotation, molecular function: U2 snRNA binding; protein binding. NCBI's taxonomy places the organism in Eukaryota, Metazoa, Chordata, Actinopteri, Perciformes, Percidae.
UUUUACCCGCGAUAUUCGGUUAAAGGCUCUAGCUGGUAAUCCAGCUUUGGAAUCUUUUAACUUAAGCAUCUUCAGCCAUCAGUCAUUGAGUAUAUUUAUAUUGCCACAGACCGAUAAUUGUGUCUUGUUUGCUAACCCUUGUGGGGACAGUUCCUGUCUAGUUUGUAUCUGUACUGUGAAGGCGUUUUUUUGGCUGUGCACACUACUUCUAAGUAAUCUAAAUGUGCUUCCAUCUUCUUUUGAUGGAUAUUGGUAAAUGAAUAACGAGGUAAAAACUGAUCUUUGACUUUGCUCUGCAGUGUCAUGUGGUGAACAGCCUCCAAGUCCUCCCUGUUUUGGUCUGUCCGGAGCAACUGACCAAAGAGGGACCAACAUUGCUUCUGAGGACAUCUGCCAGCCCUAUAAGCCACUCUGGAGCCAUUAGCGCAAACCCCGAAGAAGACAGUGAGCUGUGAUAGUGGUCAAGUCAAGGAAAACGUCUCUUCAGCUGAGGGGGAGGCUGUUCAGCGGGACGGAGCCAUGGAGCCACCUGGAGACAAGUAUGGUCGUACCUUUGUGGAGGUGAUGAGUGAAAAGUACAGUCCAGAUAACUUUCCGUUACGCAGAGGGCCUGGUAUGGCAGUGGUGGUGGUGCCCACCCCAGCUCCUCAAGGCUCCCCUGUGAAAGACCGUCUGAACCUCCCCAUUGUUCUGGUGCUAAAUAGCUGUGGGAUCAGCAGGGCAGGAGACCGGGCUGAGAUUGCUGCUUUCUGUGCCCAUGUCAUUGAGCUGGACCUGUCUCAUAACAAUCUGCAGGACUGGCAUGAGAUUAGUAAAAUCGUGUCCAACAUCCCCAACCUGGAGUUCCUGAACCUGAGCUCUAAUCCCCUGGCAGAAAUGACCAUUGAGCCGCGAAGUGCUGAAGGCCUUUCCCGGGUCCGACGCCUCGUCCUCAACAACACCCGGGUGUCCUGGGACACCGUGAUGCUGCUCACCACGGAGAUACCGGAGCUGGAGCAGUUGUUCCUGUGCCUUAAUGAGUACAGUGGUGUGAGCGCCUCCAGUGUGGUCUGCCCCACCCUGCGGCUGCUUCACAUCACCGACAACAGUCUCCAGGACUGGGCAGAGGUCCGCAAGUUUGGCACCAUGUUCCCAAGCCUAGAGACUCUGGUCAUGGCCAACAACAACUUGGUCUCCAUUGACGACAACAAGGAUAUCCUGCAACGGCUCUUCCCUAACCUCCGCAGCAUCAACCUGCACAACUCAGGUUUCAACCGAUGGGAGGACAUUGAGAAGCUCAACUUCUUCCCCAAGUUGGAGGAGGUGCGGCUGCAGGGCAUUCCCUUACUGCAGACCUACACCAACACAGAGCGACGCAGCCUCAUGAUAGCACAGCUCCCUUCAAUAUCACUGCUAAAUGGCAGUGUUGUGACUGAUUGUGAGAGAGAAGACGCAGAGAGGUUCUUCAUUCGUUACCACUUAGACUACCCUGAGGAAGAGCUGCCUUACAGAUACCAUUCCCUGGUAACCAAGUAUGGGAAGCUGGAACCACUUGCUGAGAUUGACCUCCGACCUCGCUUUGUGGCCCAGGUGGAGGUUCACUGUGAGGAAAAAGUGGAACAGCUGAGCAUCCGUUUGGACCAGACAGUAGCUGAGCUGAAGAAGCAGCUGACAACAGUGGUCCAGCUGUCCACCAACAGCAUGAGGAUCUAUUACAUCGACAAGUGCAGCGCCUUUGGUCCAGAAGAAAUGAAGUACAACACCCGGGCCCUCCACUCCUACAGCAUCCAAGACGGUGAUGAAAUACUGGUGGUACCCAAGACCAAGUGAACGGCUGGUGUCCAAAUGGAUAAUUAGAGUGACUGAUUGAUUGAUUGAUUAAUUGGAUUAUUUGUUGCCUGGUUAACUGACAUCAAAAAUAUUUGAAAAAACACAUAUGGAAGAGCAUCAGCUGCCCACUUUUUGGAAUCAAGAGAGCAAAACAUCAUGCACAGUGGGCUGCUGGGAGGCUGUAGCUGGAAAUGCAGCCAUUAAGUCUUUAUUUAUUUCAGCUUUAUUUGAGGUCCACUGGAGUAAGUAGACAAAUUUGUCACACUGGGAAACAGGCUGAGAGAGUAACUCACAGUCAGCUAGCAGCUUAAGCAGAGAAGAGGGCGCUGCCGUACCAGCAAAGCUUCACUGCAGUUCUAUACACGGCAUGUACCUAGCACCUGCAUAAGCAAGUAUCCAACACCACUGGCUUGGCCCAAAUGUUAUGUUAAAACUACCCUGAUUAGCAGUAAGGCUGUGUACUUUUAGAAUGCACACAAUAUCAGGAGCAGCAGCAGGAUUUUAGGCAGGAAAAUCCUGUCAAAAACACUGUUUAAUGGUGGUGAUGAAAGUAGUAUUUUUGGGUCCAUUUUGUUGUAUGGUGGUGUUUUUUUCUGGGGUUAAUUGCUAAAGUUAGAAGAUGCUGCAGCACAUUCAGAUCAUUUGUCAAAAUACAGGCAAAAAGCUAGAAAUUAUGUCUAGAUCCGUAAUAACAAGCGAUAAGUGUGAAAUUUAUCAUAGGAUAUGCAAUUUUAAAUAGUCAUUGAAAAAUCCAGAACCAAUGAAUAGACACAUUUUGUAAUUAAUUACAAAAGUGUACUGGCUUUUUGUUGAAGGCGGCCCGAUCAGACCAUUUGCAUUGUUUUGUCUUGCUAGGCAACCAUCAAAUCACCAGUCAACCGUUAUUUAGGUUAAAUGCCUUAGGUUGUUUUUUUUGUCACUCUGAGUUGAAGUUUUUUGAACUUCAUCCGUUCAGGAUGGAGAAAAAAAAAAAGCAGCAAGCAAAACGCUUCAAUCUAAAGCAAUUACAAAAAGCCUCCCAGGCUACUAAAACAUGCUCUGUCUGAUCUGGGCCUCCUUCACCAUUCGCAGUGUGUGUGCCCUGCAGUCUUCAAGUUUCCACAUCAAACUUUUGUUAGUUGCAUACUGCGUCAGGAUUGGCUUCCAAGCUAGUUGUCAUCAUGCUUGUACAUUCACAUGCUAAACUGAAUUUUAAGGUGAGCACGGAUACACUUUCCCACUUCAGCAGAUGCAUGUGAAAACAGUUUUCUACUGUCAAACCUGCACUGUAAAGGUCAAACAUGCAAUCAAGUGAGUGUGAAGAGUAUUUUAGGUUAUGUUUUCUUUACACUGUUAUGUGUUUUCUACAUUUGUUUUCUGGACUUGGAGAAGGCUUACAACCAUGUCCCCCUGGGAGUCCUGAGGAGAGUGUGGGGUACCAAGCCAUCCGGUCCUUAUAUAACUGCAGUGAGAGCUGUGUCCACAUUUUCAGAAGGAAGUCAAACAUGUUUUUAGUGGGUGUUGAGCUUCGCCACAGUUGUCCCUUGUCAACAAUUUUGUUUGCGAUUUCCACGGCUUGGAUCUCAAGGCACAGCACGGGUGGGAGAGUGAUUGGUUUGGGGUACUCAUAUCUGUUUUUUGCAGAUGAUGUGGUUCUGUGGGGUUCAUCAGACUGUGACUUCCUGCACGCACUGAGGCAGUUUGUUGUCGAGUGUAGAGAAGUCAGGGUGAGAGUCAGCUCAUCUCGUCUGAGGCAAUGGUUUUCUGUCAGGAAAUGGUGGAUUGCUUCCUCUGGGUUGGGAGUGAGUUACUGCCCCAAGUGAAGGAGUUCAAGUAUCUCAGAGUGUUUACGAGUGAGGGUGAGAGGGAGCGUGAGAUGGGCAGGCGGAUUGAUGCAAAGAGGGAGCUAAGCCAGAAGGCAAAACUCUCAAUUUACCAGUUGAUCUAUGUUUCGACCCUCACCUAUGGUCAUGAGCUUUGGAUAGUAACUGAAAGAACAACAUCACAGAUCAGACAAUUAGUUUACUUGUGAGGGUCGCUGGGCGUGGGGAUGGGAUAAAGAGCUCAGACAUCUGGAGGGAGAUUGGAUUAGAACCAAUGCUCCUUCGCGUUGAAAGGAGCCAAUUGAGGUGGUUCCGGCAUUUAGUAUAACCUUUCUAUUUAAAACAUCAUACAAGUGCAUGCUUGAUAAUAUUCAUCCAUCCAUUCAUCCAUUAGCUUAACUCGCUUAUCCUGAUCAUGUUAAUUGAUUUGAGCACAUUCUAGGGAGUAGUAUGGUUGGUAAGGUUGAGAAUUUAUCGUUAACUUAUGUGUUCAUGGUCAUUUUAAGGGCACAUGGCAGCAAAGUGUUUUCAUCAUAUGAUUUUGCGUACAUGGCUAUAUGAUUUUACAAGUUCUUGCUGCUGUUGUUGGUUAUUAAGUAAAUAGUAGCUCCAUUUUUCUGAUAUCAGUCAUAUUUUAUAAUUUCAUUAAUUACUUGCAUAUGAUCUUGUUUUAUAGACGUUUAAAUGCUUCAUCAAUGCACUUUCAUUACAUUGAAUCUAUAAUUUUCUAAGAAUAUAAUCAUCAAUUCCUCUUAAACACAUUUCCAGUAUUCAGUUAAAUACUACUGUAUUCUAUAUUUCACUCCAUUCUGCACAUAAUUACUUCCACCAAAGAUAGCUCAUUAUCAUAUUGUUAUUAUUAUAAUGUGGACUAUUUACACGAUUAAUUGAUUUUAUUACGUAACAUCACCUUGCAUAAGAGGAGCAUUGAUGCAUAUUCAUUUUACUUAAAGCAAGCAGCUUAGCAGAGUAGGGAAUGGCUGACAGUGCACAGUGUUAUGCUGUGGACUCAGCGGAUAUUUCAAGCCACUACAUUAAAUAUUCACAUUUAGGGGCUGUUUGGAAACAAAUGCCUGUUUGGGCUGUGCUCUCAGUUUUAUCCACUGUUGAUAGAAAAAUCCGCUCAGUGUGCUUUGGCCUCUUUUUAACAGUGUUUUUACCCUCCAAAUGCAUUAAUAUCUCAAUUAUGUAAAUGCAACACUAUUUCCCUCCUUACUAUUAUAAUUUACCAAUGUUUAUUUUAUAACACUUCUGCUAUACUUGAAUAUUAAAAGGUGUGAUAUAAGCAGAGAAUGUGGUGGCAGUGAUGGCGUAGCAAUUACACCCAGCAGGUUAGAUGAAGAGAACUUUGGUACGGCGUAGUGCUGAAUAAGUGUUAGCGUAGAUGAACCACAGCCAUAGAAUCCAGCAAAACUGAGUUCUAGUGUCUGUGCUGCUAAUCAGUGUUAGAUUUGUUUGAAGUGUGAGAACAUGUGAUGGUUUUCAGAGUGGGUGAUAUUUUGGUAUGCAUGUUAUUAAUUGGUUUUACAUGUUUUAUGCGAGAAAAGUGGUCUCUAUGCCUGCUUAAAGAUUUAUGGAAUGAGGAACUUGAUUGAACUUUGUUUUAAACAAAGCCCAAGAAAAUAUUAUAAGUCUUGAUGUAAAUUUAUUGUUUACCUGUUGAAUUCAUCCAGAUUUAGUUUGUUUAAGAACAAUAUGUUAUCAUGUUGUUUAUUGUGUCUAUUGUUUACCAUCCAACCUGAACAUAUUGGCGUAGUCAUUUUAUAGCCCCUGAAAACUUGAUUUAAGAAUUGAAGUGUUUCUCUGUAACGUUAAAGAUUCAUGACUAAUAAAGCAACAGAUAAAGUUAAAGUUAGAAAAAAAUCUAUAGUUAUUAUUUAUUGGGGGUUUAAAAAACAAAAAUACUCAGGUAAUUUGCUUCAUCAAGAUUUGAUUGACAGUGGCCUGGCAAAAAAAAAAAAAACAUCAUUAUUCAACAAUUUCAUUCAUUUCAAUCUUGCCUAGGAAUUAGAUAAGAAGAAACCUACUACUCUCUUAUCUGCCUGCUAAAAAUAAAGCUACUGUAUACAGCCAGGGGACAGUUUUCUUAGCAUGAAACUGGAAACAGCGGGAGACAGCUAGCCAGUUCUGUCCAAAGUUAACAAAAUCUGCCUACCAGCACAUAUAAAGCUCACUUAUAAACAUGUUAUGUUUGAAUAAUCAAUAUAAAACCGUACUGUAUGUGUAAAUACUAGGGUUUUGUGCUGGAUGGGACUAUUUUAUUGGUGCACCUUAUAGAGUCUCUACUUUAAAAUAGUUUGACACAAAAUAGUUUGUGGUAACAGUCCCCUUUUACCACAACUUGUCACUCAUACACUUACUAGUGAGCUUUAGAAGUGCACAUUGGUGGACAUUUUUACUUUCUGACAGAGCCAGGCUAGCUGUUUUUCCCUUUUUCAAGUUUUUGUGCUAAGCUAAACUAAUAGACUGCUGGCUGUAGCUACGUAUGUAGUGUACAAGAUUAGUAUAAAUAUUUUCAUCUAAUUCAUUGCCAGACAUUAAAUAAGCAUAUUUCUACAACUAUCAAACAGUUUUUUUUGUUUCAAAGGAGUCCUUGGUGGUGUCAAAAGGCAUUCUUGAAAUAAUUUAGGAAUUCAUGAAUUGAAGUAGUCAAAUACCUCCUAAAGAGUAAAUAAUUUGAUUAAGUUUUAAAGGUUAGACCUUUAAACUUAAUCAGGUCUAACCUAUUAUCUCUCUCUCCUCAAAACCAGUGCAGUCUGUUAAUGUUGUAAGAAGAAAUUGAGAAAGAUAAUGAAUACAUUGAAAGGCUCUGUAUUUCCUUUGCUUAGUUAAAUACUCAACACAUAAUGCUAGACACCUGGCAGCUUUGGUACAGCCCAUCCUGUUUUGAAUGGAGACCUGUGAAACUAAAUAGAUACUUGCAUCUCUGGAUAUAUCAGUAAAUGCACUGCUUGAGUCAUCAUCUGCCUCUAGUGCACCAGAUCUUACGUGGAUCUCAGAAGGCUAUAUUUGUCUUUGAUUAUAGUGUUAUUUAUUUUGGUUGGACUAAAUUUGCAGGAUGUCUAGAUUUCAACCCCGCUCAGACUAAUACACCAGUAUUUAAGCUAAUCAUUCACUCAACUAUGUAUAACACAGGACUGUUCAUAAUAUGUGGCAAUUAAAGCAUUAUCUUUUCUUUGUAGGAACAUAUAUGUAAUACAUAAAAGUAUUAAUGGAACAGAAUUAGUCACCUUUCUUAUAUUAGCACUUGUAGAGAAAGAUCUAUUACUGAAUGGUAAUAAAUGGCAGUCUCCCUCCUCA